Kazachstania africana CBS 2517 is the source of this 546-nucleotide messenger RNA. It is a transcript of the gene DLS1, whose product is annotated as Dls1p. Gene Ontology annotation, molecular function: protein heterodimerization activity. Bases 1 to 546 code for a protein of 181 amino acids. NCBI's taxonomy places the organism in Eukaryota, Fungi, Ascomycota, Saccharomycetes, Saccharomycetales, Saccharomycetaceae. The record is from RefSeq and is a predicted model, not a curated record. The transcript has a single exon.
AUGGAUGACUUACAUGACUCUCAAACGAGCACGACUAAUACUCCAGAAGUUAAUAGAGAAAAUUCAGAAGACAAAGUAGAUACGAUAGAAGUGUCAAUAGCGGAACAGCAAAGACAGCACGAAAGGUCACUAGAGGAAGCAAAUGACCCUACAUACCCACGUUUAUCAAUAGGAAAGAUCCAGACGAUAGCUAGAAACGAUCCAGAGUUUAUGGAAACUACUACAUCUGCCUUUAUCACAACAGCAUUUUUAACAGAAUUAUUUGUACAAACUUUAGUAAGUGAAUCGAUAAAAAUAUCUGAAUACGAAUCUAACAAAUGUAGUUCCCAUGCAGAAACAACAAAUUUAAAGUAUAGCAAUAUUACUGAUUGUAUAGCGAUGAAUGAACCUUUCCAAUUUUUGAAUGAUAUGGUCCCAAGAACUAAAAAUCUUGGAGACCUCGUCAGGGAAAAUAAAGUAAGGUACACAACAACAUCAGAACCACAGCCUGCAGUGACCACUAAUGAUACUAUUCAAAUUGAUCUUAACGAAACAGAUGACGAAUGA